UCGAGAGUUCAGCUUGCCUCACUAAUAAAUGGCGCAGAAUGGAAAGAACACCCGGGUAGCUUGUUGUGGAUAUUUCUAUAUUUAGCAGAGAUGCUGGGGCUGUAUGUUAUACUGUAAGCACGAGAAUAACCCAGUGCAUGUUGCUUUCAUUAGGGUACCGAAAUCAUUGUAUUUUAUCUGCAAAGUACCAGUAACCUGGGUCCGUGUGUUGAUGUGCUGAUGUGCUGUUCUGUCCUGCAAUGUCUGAAAGCGACUUUUCAAAAGAAAACGACUUGCUCCACGAAUGUCAGAGCUUCGAGGACGAUGAUAAAAGGUUAAAGAGAAGAGAGAAGAACAGAGUAGCUGCACAGAGGAGUCGGAAAAAGCAGACGCAGAAAGCAGACAAACUCCACGAGGAGUAUAAGUGCCUUGAGCAUGAGAACUGCUCCCUGAAAAAAGAUGUGGAGAAGCUAACCGACGAGCUGAGGCGUUUGACUGAGGCAUUAAAAUCCCAUGAGUCAAUAUGUCCCUUAAUACACUGUGCCAUAAACUUAAUGUCUGUGCCCCGGCCAGAAGUCAUAAUGCCAAGAUAGAGACAAGUUGUUUGUUUUGUUUCACCCAAAUGCAGGAACUUUUCAAGUGAAGAGGUGCAGAUAGUUUCAGCCUCCUCAGAACAAGUGCUACAUUUCCAUCUGCACAAUGAUACUAGUCUCUCAAAAGCUCUCAUCUUGUUCCAACUGGUGUGCCGUCAGUUCCAUCUGCAGUCUACAAUCCAAUCUGCAGCUGGAUGUUAAAAGAUCACCUGUAUGCAUAACAUUUGUGUGUUAUUUCUGUUUGUAAGAUAAUUCAAUAUUCACCUUCCUAUGUUCUGCCUACAUGUAUUUUUUCCUGCAUUACGAGAUUUAAAACCUCAGGUAACUUCCAUCAGUGCGAGUUGGAGAGAUUGAUUUCCAGCCCGCAAUCCUAACAGGGUCACACAGAGUGCUAAUUUAAAUCAAUUUGCAAGUCUGGUUUCAAAUCGCUUUUAACCUAGCAGCAGGUGAAAAUGUGGCAACAUUUAAAGUGUUUCUUUGUUUGGAAGCCACUGCUGUUCCACAAUCAUUUAUUUUUGCGUCCAGAUCUUUUGUAGAACACU
Molecule: messenger RNA, 1114 nt
Organism: Polyodon spathula (Mississippi paddlefish)
Lineage: Eukaryota; Metazoa; Chordata; Actinopteri; Acipenseriformes; Polyodontidae
Product: basic leucine zipper transcriptional factor ATF-like 3
Exons: 3
Coding region: 240-572 (110 amino acids)
Biological process (GO): regulation of transcription by RNA polymerase II
Cellular component (GO): nucleus
Molecular function (GO): DNA-binding transcription factor activity, RNA polymerase II-specific; RNA polymerase II cis-regulatory region sequence-specific DNA binding
Source: RefSeq, a predicted model, not a curated record